Camelina sativa (false flax) is the source of this 601-nucleotide messenger RNA. RefSeq lists its product as uncharacterized. Lineage: Eukaryota; Viridiplantae; Streptophyta; Magnoliopsida; Brassicales; Brassicaceae. The record is from RefSeq and is a predicted model, not a curated record.
UUUUUAUUAUAUAGAUGUGUUUAAAAUAACCUUUUAGUAAGAACACUAGUGUAGUCCCAAAGGGUUUGGGAGCGGGUUGUGACACUCUUGAAGAGCAAGUCCCGAUGCUGCUCGUUGAUGGAGAAGAAUUUGAUGAAGAUGAAAUUGAUGAAGUCGACGUUUCAUCUGAAGCGAGCGAGUGAAACCAUUGUUGGGGAAGAGGUUGCUGAAGAGAUUGCUAAAGAGGUUGCGGAAGAGGUUGCUGAAGAGAUUGCUAAAGAGGUUGCUGAAGAGGUUGCUGUCAUGCCUGCAGGUUACAUGGCACAGAUGCACCAUGAAAGAGAGCUCAUGAACCGUAGGAAGACCAUCAAUGUCAUUGGCAGGAAAGACAUUCAACAGACCAUGGUUAGGAAGACCAGCCGUAUUGAAGCCCUUCAAGCGUCUAUCGCCCUCAACUCUGGAGGUGGUGGGGAAUGCUCUGCUGGACAAAUGGAGCACUGGAAGAGGGAGCUGGCAUCUUGCCAGAGAAAGGUUUGACACCUCCGUCAUGAAAUGAAUAUCGACAUAUAGGAUGACUCGAAGCUACAGUACCACUACUAUCUAUAUUAACAUUUUUGAAGUA